GGCCUUGCAUUUUAUAAAAUUCAAAAUAGAAUAUUCUAGAAACCGAAGUGUGCAUGCAGUGCGCUAAAUUUUACUAUUUAAUUCUUUCUCCAAAUCAAUUAUUGCCUUAAAAAUAAAUUGAAUUAUAAAAUAAAAACCAAUAAUGUCUCUUGAAGAGUUGAAAUUAGAUGUCGAAGAAAUAACAAAUUUUUUGGCACAAUCGACCAGACAGCGUGUUAAAAAUGUUCUUAUGGUAGAAAAACACAGAAUAGAAACUGAAAUUGUAAACAUCGAAAUUAAAGCCAAAGCCGCCGCUGCAGAAAAGUCCCCAAAACAAAGCAAUGCCAACGCCGGCAAAGAAGCUUCAAUUUCCACACAUGGAGAACCCUCAUCAAAAAAAUAUCUUGUCGAAUUAAAUGAAUAUGCUUGGGAUCAAAGUGACAAGUUUGUUAAAAUGUUCGUCACAUUGGAAGGUGUCCAAAAUCUAAGUGAGAACGAUGUGAAUGUUACCUUCACCGACAAAUCAAUGGUUUUGCAUGUUCAAAAUCUAAACAACAAAGACUAUAGUCUCACAAUCAAUAACCUACUGCAUCCAAUUGAUGUGGUAAAGAGUUAUCGCAAAAUAAAAACUGGCAUGGUUGCCAUUUAUAUGAAGAAAACAGAAGAAGCUAAAACAUGGUCUCAUUUGACUUUAAUUGAAAAACGUCUGAAAGACAAACAAGAUGCCGAUAUGAAAAAUGACAUGAAAGGCGAUGAUGCUAUUGUCAACUUAAUGAAGAGAAUGUUCCAGAGUGGUGAUGCCCAGACAAAACAAAUGAUCGCCAAAGCAUGGACCGAGAGCCAAGAAAAAAUGAUGAAAAACGAUCAUACUGUAGAUCGGUUCGGAGACUGAAUAUACUCAGGACAAGAUAGUUUUUUUUUAAACUUAUUUUGUAUACAUCCAUUGUAGCAUCAAAUAAAAGAAUUCCAUAUUAUACAUGCAUAAUCCAAUAA
Molecule: messenger RNA, 972 nt
Organism: Episyrphus balteatus (marmalade hoverfly)
Lineage: Eukaryota; Metazoa; Arthropoda; Insecta; Diptera; Syrphidae
Product: calcyclin-binding protein
Exons: 3
Coding region: 143-871 (242 amino acids)
Biological process (GO): heart development
Cellular component (GO): nucleus
Molecular function (GO): ubiquitin protein ligase binding; S100 protein binding; tubulin binding
Source: RefSeq, a predicted model, not a curated record